Messenger RNA from Lipotes vexillifer (Yangtze River dolphin), 798 nucleotides. It is a transcript of the gene TMEM176B, whose product is annotated as transmembrane protein 176B. Gene Ontology annotation, cellular component: membrane. Bases 1 to 798 code for a protein of 265 amino acids. The transcript is spliced from 6 exons. Lineage: Eukaryota; Metazoa; Chordata; Mammalia; Artiodactyla; Lipotidae. Gene Ontology annotation, biological process: negative regulation of dendritic cell differentiation. The record is from RefSeq and is a predicted model, not a curated record.
AUGACCCAAAACAUGCUGACUGUGAAUGGAGUCGAUGUGGCCUCUACGCUGUCCCAGCCCACUGACAUCGACAUCCACAUCCACCAGGAAUCUGCUUUGGCACAACUGCUAAAAGCUGGGAGUUCCCUGAUGAAGCGUCUCUCCCACCAUCCUGCCAAGGCCAGGAUAAGCUAUGGACAGCUGGCACUAGGGGUGACCCAGAUAUUGCUGGGGGCUAUGAGCUGUGCUCUUGGAGGGCUUCUCUACUUGGGGCCCUGGAUUCAGCUGCGUGCCUCAGGCUGUGCCUUUUGGACAGGGUUUGUGGCCAUUGCAGCAGGAGUUGGGGCCAUUGUCCAUGAGAAACGCUGGGGCAAGCUUUCAGGCUGCAUAUCAAGUCUGCUCACGCUGGCUGGCAUUGCCACGGCCGUGGCCGCCGUUGUCUUCUGUGUGAAUAGUUUAACCUGGCAACCUGUCUUCUAUGACGUCAGCUCCGUGUGUGAUCCCUUAGUCCCUGACACCCCCACCUUUGGGUACGAACAGACUAGACGAAGCAAUUCCCAUUCAUCGUGGAGGGAGAGGCACUGCAGAAACUACAUGCGAAUGCUGAGGAAUUUGUUCCUAGGAAUCCGUGGUCUGCUCCUGGCCAUCUGUGUCCUGCAGGUCAUUGUAUCCUUGGCUUCCCUGGGCGUGGGUCUCCGACGCUUCUGUGGCCAGAGCUCCCGGGCCCUGGAUGGAGAAGGGUCAGAGAAGAAGCUGUGGGGGGAGAAUUCAGUGCCUCCCUCUCCCCAAAGGAAGAACAGCACAGCUGUUGUCCUGUGA